Messenger RNA from Clarias gariepinus (North African catfish), 2875 nucleotides. RefSeq names its product nucleic acid binding protein 2 (gene nabp2). NCBI's taxonomy places the organism in Eukaryota, Metazoa, Chordata, Actinopteri, Siluriformes, Clariidae. Gene Ontology annotation, molecular function: DNA binding. The transcript is spliced from 6 exons. The record is from RefSeq and is a predicted model, not a curated record. Bases 263 to 832 code for a protein of 189 amino acids. Gene Ontology annotation, cellular component: SOSS complex. Gene Ontology annotation, biological process: mitotic cell cycle checkpoint signaling; double-strand break repair via homologous recombination; response to ionizing radiation.
CGGAGCAAAACAAACGUUAGCCGUUAGCAUAGCUGUGUAUGCUAACACUCUAUCCGCUGUGUUAACAAGCUGUUUAUUACUCAGCGUGUUUCUAUUAUUACUUUAGCUUUAUCCAGCCGAAAUGAGCAUCGGUUUACGACAGUAGCCCAGCCUCGGCAUGGUGUCCAUACGCGUGUGUGUGUGUGUGUGUGUGUGAGAGCCAUGUGUGUUCCUACUGUUUUUAACUAAAAUCUUCAUAAUAACAAUAAAAACACACUGAGAAAUGACAACAGAGACGUGCGUGAAGGACAUUAAACCUGGUCUGAAGAAUUUAAAUGUCAUUUUCAUCGUCCUGGAGACAGGAAGGGUCACCAAAACCAAAGAUGGGCAUGAGGUGCGCACCUGUAAGGUCGCUGAUAAGACGGGCAGCAUUAGCAUAUCGGUGUGGGAUGAAGUCGGAGCCCUGAUUCAGACUGGAGACAUUCUCCGCCUGACCAAAGGCUAUGCAUCGAUAUUUAAAGGCUGUCUCACUCUGUACACAGGAAGAGGAGGAGAGCUGCAGAAAAUCGGAGAGUUUUGCAUGGUGUACUCUGAAGUGCCAAACUUCAGUGAGCCAAAUCCGGAGUAUUUGGCCCUGAUGAACAAAACAGGACCUAAUGAACAAGGAAGCAACACAAAUAGCAACAACGGCUCCUCGAGUACAGCCAGCAGCGACGCGACUAAUGGUAAUGGAGUGAGCUGUCAGAGCUCAGGAAGCACGCCACCCAGUGGCCGAGGGAACGCCAGCAGAAGCUCUGCCUCUGGAAGCGCAGUGAGUAACGGGAAAGAGACACGACGCUCCGCUAAAAGAUGAUCCGAGCUGCGAGUGUUCCAUUCUCUUUAGUCAAGAACCAAAUGAUUUACAAGUCGUUUUUUUCUGAACGACUGUGUCCGGGAUGUGAACAGCGUCUCCUAAAGGCUCUUUUUUAUUAAUGUCUUAUUUUUGUUUGGUCCUGCACCACAAGACAGCCGAGUGGACCCAGUUACCAUAACAGUUCUGAGCCUCAAUAUUAAAUAGAAAUUAUACUGUUAUAUAUUUAAUUAAUAUAAAAUUUUACGACUGAUACUCUACAUAAAUCUUUGUGUUGCCUCCGAGUGGCCCAGUGUUAAAGUCCCCGGGUGAUGCUGUUACCCCUCACAGCCGGAGGUCUAGAGAGAGCUGAUUGGCCGAGCUCUCUCUGGGCGGAGGGAUGAGAGGUACUUGCGCUCCCACAUUAAUCACGGCUCUACAGCCAAUCAGGGGCGUCUGUGAGCUCGCGCACGCGGAAGGAGCGGAUAGCGCUUUUCCUCCGAGUGUGUUACUCCUGUGUUACUCCGCCCCUAAGCAGUUCGAAAAGAUGCGGUCGGCUGGCGUCACGCGGUUCGGAGGAAACACGUGAUAGACGUAGUAGUAGUAGCCUUAAUGUGGAAGCCCCCUAGUGACAGGGAGGAAUUGGCCACGACUAAAAUUAGGGAGAAAAUCGGGAAACCCCCCACCUCUCUCGAUUGCUCUUUCACACACACACACUUCAUUUUUUUAUUAAUAGACCAUCCCAUUUUUUUCUGCAAAUCAGUAGUUUGUCGUCGGUUUAUUUCACCAAUUUUUUGAGAAUUAAUAUUUUUAACCCAAUUUGAGGGGUUUUAGUUUCUUUUGCCUCUAAUAUAACCAACAUUUUAUUAAUGUAAUGAUUCUUUUUAACUUUUUUUGUUGUUGAGGGAAUUAUUUUUUAUUUCUCCUUCAUUUUUACACUGUCAUCCACUAAAAUACAAAGGUCAGAAUCAAAAAGUUUGUUUAAUAAUAAAAUGUUCGGUUUUCCUUUAUGUGAUAACUUUUUUCUUCACAAAUAAUUUUUCUAAAGCUUUUUUUUUGGCAUUUUAAAUAACAACAUGUCAGAUUUUUUAUAAUGUUUAUUUAAACAAAUAAACCUUUAAAUCUUCAUUUCAUUUAUUUUAAACAUAAAUAAAGUCAAAUGUUAACAAAAAUUAAAUUGACGAUUUUUGUUUUGAGUUUACUAACAUAAUAGCAGAAUUAGAGAUAUUUUAUUAAUAAAACAUUUGAUUUAAUGUAAUGCAUCAUUUUAGGCUUUCUUGUUUAAGACUUAAUGUUUUUAAAUGUGUUUGAGCGUUAAAGCAUGUAAUCUUUUUUAAUUCUGAUAAAUACAUAUUAAUUAAUAUAAUGUGUAGAUGUUAUAAUGUAAGUUCAGUAUCUUUUAAUGUCAUGACUCAGCAGUGUGUUAGCGAAAAAGCUUUUUCUAAAAACUUCAAGCGAUGAAAUAAAAAACGUUUACACAGAUAAUGUACUUUACUUACACAUUGUUCCUGCAGGUUCUCUACUGUGUGGAACGCCAAUAUAAUUGGUUUAAGAGAACUUUUUUCUGUUUGUUCACGGCCUCUUCAUAUAAUAUACGACAUGUUUUGUAAUGAAAUGUUUGUUUAUGGAAUCUAAAUAACACUGUUAUCAAGAAAAACUAAUGUUUAACUGUUCGAAUUAAUUGUUAGCCUGUUUUAUAAAAUGUAUUAUUAAUAUUUAAAUCAAUUAUUACCUACUGUUAUUACUUUUUUUUGAGGUUGCCUGAUUGUAUCAGCUCACACUAAAUUCGAACUUGUAACAGAAAUAAAUGCAAUAAUCACAGUUCCUGUGUCAUAACUAUAAACAAAAAAUAACUCUAACUAUGACUUUAACUAUAAUAUAAAUUAUAAUAUAUUUAUACAGUAUAGAUAAAGCAGCAAGUGUGUGAGUGGCUUCAAUCUGGCAAUGCAUUAAAACUGUUUUUGUGUUGCUGUUUUCUCAUUGUGUUCACAUUCACAUUUAAAAAAUGUCCUGAAAGCUGUAUAAAAUGUUCAUGCGGAAUAAAAUAAGAAGGAAAUAUAUUUUAUA